Molecule: messenger RNA, 1851 nt
Organism: Hylaeus anthracinus
Lineage: Eukaryota; Metazoa; Arthropoda; Insecta; Hymenoptera; Colletidae
Product: L-lactate dehydrogenase-like
Exons: 5
Coding region: 154-1152 (332 amino acids)
Biological process (GO): carboxylic acid metabolic process
Cellular component (GO): cytoplasm
Molecular function (GO): L-lactate dehydrogenase (NAD+) activity
Source: RefSeq, a predicted model, not a curated record
GGACAAGGUCACCCCUGCAGACAGAAGUCUGUGAGCUGUCAGACCAGUCGGACGUACGAACGUUGUUGCACUCUGAAUUGCACUCUGUGCUAAUCGUGUGUGUAGUGUUACAGUUUUAUUCGGUGAAAAGACACGUUAAAGGGGUUAGGAGCAAUGACUUCACUAAAAGACAAACUUUUAUGCACGGUGGUAGAGCCGAUCUCCACCGGCAGAAACAAGGUCUCCAUAGUCGGCGUCGGUCAAGUCGGAAUGGCUUGCGCCAUCAGCAUCCUGACAAGCCACGUUUCCAACGAAGUGGUGCUCGUGGACGUUAUGGCUGACAAGCUGAAAGGGGAGAUGAUGGACCUGCAGCACGGCAGCUCCUUCUUGAAGAACGCAAAAAUUAACGCCAGUACGGAUUACGCGGCCACGGCUAACUCGAGCCUCUGCAUCGUGACGGCUGGUGCUCGUCAAAGAGAAGGAGAGUCGAGGCUGGACCUGGUUCAACGGAAUACAGACAUCUUCAGAGGCAUCAUUCCCCAGUUAGUCAAAUAUAGCCCGAACACGAUCCUACUGAUCGUGUCCAACCCGGUGGACAUCUUGACCUACGUGGCUUGGAAACACUCCGGUCUACCUAAGAACCGUGUUAUCGGAAGCGGUACCAAUUUGGACUCGGCACGAUUCCGAUUUCUGUUGUCCCAGAAACUCAACGUCGCGCCCACUUCCUGUCACGGUUGGAUUAUUGGAGAACACGGCGAUACGAGCGUGCCGGUAUGGUCGGGAGUGAACGUCGCAGGUGUAAGAUUGCGCGAUCUGAACGAGCACGUCGGUACCGACAAGGACGAGGAGCAGUGGGGCUGUGUCCACAAGCAGGUGGUCGAAAGCGCCUACGAGGUGAUCAAACUGAAAGGCUACACGUCGUGGGCGAUCGGUUUGAGCGUAUCGCACCUCGCCUCGGCGAUAUUGCGAAAUUCUAAUCAAGUUCACGCUGUGUCUACCUUGGUUACCGGUUUCCACGGGAUCGAGGAGGAUGUGUUCCUAUCGCUACCGUGCACUUUGGGCGAAGGAGGUGUAACGUGUAUUGUAAAACAGAAGCUAACAGAACAGGAAGUCGCUUGUCUGCAAGAAUCGGCUGCAAAGAUGUACGAAGUUCAGAAAGACUUGAAGUUUUAGAAGUUUCGUUGGAAUUUUGGGUGCCGAAAUAAUCAUUUCGUGACGAUAAAUUGAAUUUCACGCCCGUUUCGUUAUUUGAUUCUUCUUUAUAUGCACAAAAAACGGGCAUCCUUCGUUACUACUUACUUUUCGUUACUUAUUCUUUUUUAUACGUAUACAUAUAUAUGUACAUGUCAUAUUUGAAACGUAUUUAAAUCGCCAAACGUGUUUCGAACGCUAUGGCGCGCUCGAUUACGCACGAUACUUUUGGUGCAGUGUAUGUGUGUGUGUUACUACGAAGUAUUAUCUUGUGUUCGUUGUUGUUAAAGCUUUACAUUUGUAAAGAUUUGUAAUGUUUACCAGUGAUUUUACGUGACAGUAUUCUAAUACGAUGAAUGUGAACGUUUGUUAUUUAAAUACGGAAUAAGAUACUUAACUACUAAAUCGACGUACAAAAGACACCAAACACGAGCAAUCGUAAGUCAGUCAACGGCAAAUACUUCAAGUUAUUCUCCUAUUUUUACAUGGUGCUCUGUGUAAAAGUAUAAUACAAAUUUAGCAAAUUUUGAAUAACGUAUCUCAUAGUAUUAACAUUGAUUGACUAGGCGUUUUCGUACAAUCUUGAUACCAUGAACCUCGUCUGAACGUUUCCUGUUGAUGAACAUACGUCCGUUUCUUGUAUGUUUAUAAGAAUAUUUUAAUAAAUUAACGUUAUGAGUA